Cylas formicarius (sweet potato weevil) is the source of this 1048-nucleotide messenger RNA. Its product is annotated as retinal homeobox protein Rx-A-like. The transcript has 5 exons. Gene Ontology annotation, biological process: regulation of transcription by RNA polymerase II. NCBI's taxonomy places the organism in Eukaryota, Metazoa, Arthropoda, Insecta, Coleoptera, Brentidae. The coding region runs from base 156 to 1028 and encodes 290 amino acids. Gene Ontology annotation, molecular function: RNA polymerase II transcription regulatory region sequence-specific DNA binding; DNA-binding transcription factor activity, RNA polymerase II-specific. The record is from RefSeq and is a predicted model, not a curated record.
UGAUCGUUUACUAUUCGCGCCGUCUAUCAUUUUUGUUAUUGAAAAAUGGAUAUUCUCGCCCCAACAGACGCGGGGUUUGUCAAUAGAACGACGUGUGGAAGAUUAUUUAUUACAUAAAUAGUUUAUUUAUUUUAAGCGUAUCGCUUGGAAUCCCGAUGGACAUCGGCAGCGUCGAGAAGAACGCGCAAGAAUUCAACACGAUGAGUGCCUUCGGCGCAGGCAACCCGGAUUACACCUCGAUCGGCGGACUUUUGAACACAUUCGGCGACAUGCAACACAAAGAGCGCGACGACGAAAAAGACGACUAUGGCGAUCCCCUAGAAGAUUACCAGAACGAAGAUGACGUCGUCAGCAGCGCCCCCUCCAGUUCCAAGCGCAAACAGAGACGAUACAGGACGACGUUUUCCAAUUACCAGCUUGAAGAGUUGGAACGUGCGUUCCACAAGACGCACUACCCGGACGUCUUCUUCAGGGAGGAACUUGCGCUCCGGAUAGACCUGACGGAAGCGCGGGUCCAGGUGUGGUUUCAGAACCGCAGGGCGAAGUGGAGGAAGCAGGAGAAAGGCGCGGUCGCGGGCAAAGGACUGACCGUCCAGCAGGACGGUAACAAUAUUCCCAUCAACAUGCCAGGUUGCAGUUCCCCGAUGGAAGCGCCGCUGUUGAAUUUUUCCGAUUCCGUGAAUUCGAACGGUCUCUUCCUCGGCCUCGAAUGGCCGAACAUGAUGCCACCGAUUUCGUUCCCCGGGUGCUCGCCAGACGCCGCCUCCGUCGAGCCCCACGCAGCGGACGUCCAAAAUAUAAACGACCUCCAAGACCGUCUCAACGACACUAUCUCCAUAGCGGACAGGAUCACCGGGUCUAUGCGGGCCAACCUGAUCGAUUCUCCCGACCACAUUUUGCUGUCCGAGGUGGACGACUGCACCGGGUAUGCGAUGGGGAUGUCGCCAGUGGCCCACGACGACGACAUCUCCAUAGACUCAGACCUGCUGACGCUGAAGCCGAGGGCGGAAAACGCGGGUCGCGAAUGAUUGUUUUAUUUCUUUUGUUG